Molecule: messenger RNA, 599 nt
Organism: Acipenser ruthenus (sterlet)
Lineage: Eukaryota; Metazoa; Chordata; Actinopteri; Acipenseriformes; Acipenseridae
Product: protein shisa-like-1a
Exons: 2
Coding region: 1-570 (189 amino acids)
Source: RefSeq, a predicted model, not a curated record
AUGUUGUGUGAAGGGUACUAUGAUCUCCACGAUUUCCAUCACUCAGGGUUCUACUGCCCCCGCCUCUCUGACCCCCCCGAACACUCCUACUGCUGUCGCCAAGGAAUCCUCUACCUCAAGUACUGCUGCAACCAAUCAGAGUUCCAGGAUGUCAUGAAUGUCAACCUAUCAGAGAGCAGCACCUCCCAGCUCUUUCACAGCAAGCCUCUCACCCUCAUGGCAGUGGGGUUCUAUAUAGUUCUGGUUCUGACCCUGAUGAUAGUGGACUUUCUCUGGUUCUGCCGCAUGCGUGACCUCACUGUGCUGGCUGCUCUCAGGAAGUACUUGACCUGCCCCCGCUGGAUAAACAGCAUCCUGCGCCCCAACAGACAGCCCACACACUACCAUAGCAACAGGAACCUAGCUCCACAUAGGAAUCGGCAGGGAGCUCCACCUUGUCUCCCUGGCGACCAGAACGGCAGAUCAGCAAGCAAGAGUUGCCAUGGUGACCAGUGCACAGAGUUCUCACAUCUGGACCCAGAAGAGAACAGUGAUUGGACAGAAGAUGACAUGGAGUGCUCUGAUGACUGAAUAGCAACUGUUGUCUCCCUGCUCACUAU